Populus euphratica (Euphrates poplar) is the source of this 1818-nucleotide messenger RNA. RefSeq lists its product as uncharacterized. The coding region runs from base 708 to 1382 and encodes 224 amino acids. NCBI's taxonomy places the organism in Eukaryota, Viridiplantae, Streptophyta, Magnoliopsida, Malpighiales, Salicaceae. The transcript has 4 exons. The record is from RefSeq and is a predicted model, not a curated record.
GCAGUCCGUCAGUUAGUGCAUUAACGCGGAGCGGAUUCAAAAGAAAGAAAAUUCAAUUAAUUCUUCAAAUUUCUCUCCCCUUUUAAUAUCCAAGUCUCAAAAGUUUAAGUUUCAGCAACUACAAGUAGUGUUAUCGUGGGAGUAGCUUCCCUGUUACCUUGCAUCUUUUUUGGCUAAAAAAAACUGAAACCCCUCGUGUCCUUUCCCUGUAUCUCGCUUCUUUCUCAUUCUUCCUGUCUCUUUUCUUCAUAUUUAGUAUAUUAUAUCCUGUUCCUUUUUUUUUCUUCUUACAUUGAUAGAUAAAUAGAUAUAGCUCAUUUUGACUGCUUUUGUCUGCAUCGGAUCUGGGGUUUUCUCGCUUUCUCUUCAAGAUUGGCAUUCUGGAUUUCUGAAGAAGGAGAUAAAGGUUGAGACUUUAUCAGUGAAAAGGCAACACUGGCGUGAAAAGCAAGUAGUUUGCCAUUGUUGGAGACUUCGCAUGUCUUCAUUUGCCAGUUGUAACCGGAAAGUUUUGUUUAUUUGAUGAAGUUGGGUAUCUUUAUUGCCAUUGCUCGCCGUGCUUUAUAAUUUAUUGUGUAAAUAGGUCAAUUUUCUAUAAUAGGUCAAUAUCUUUUUAGUGGUCUUGGCCUUGUGAAUCUAUUUAGGGCUUUAAUUGUUUGGAGUCUGAGGUGAAAACAAAGAGAUCGGACUGGCUUUGUUUAUUGGACAUGGACCAUAUAGCUCCAAGAGAUAGAGAUUUCGAGGUUGAUCUUGAAAGUGGGGUGAGAAAUAUCGUAGAAGAUUUAAAUGAAGAUGCAAGUUUGGGAGUAAAAACACCAACAAAGUCGCUGCUCGUCAAGGUUUGUGGGGCAUUUUCUGAUGGGAAAGCCAAUGGUGAAGAGAGGGUAAAUUUGUGUGGAAAUGUGUCAAAUCCUGGUGUUGGUUCUGCAGACCAUGCGAAGUUGGAGGGAGAAAUGUCUGUUGAUCAAGUAGAAAAGAAAAUAGUAGAGGAGAAGCGUAAAAAGACGAGCAAUAAAAAGCCUCCCAGGCCUCCACGAGGUCCGUCAUUGGAUGCUGCUGACCAGAAGCUGAUCAAGGAGAGUUCUGAACUAGCCAUGUUGAAGCGUGCAAGGAUUGAGCGAAUGAAGGCCUUGAAGAAAGUGAAAGCCACAAAGGCAUCAUCAAAUAGCAAUCUAUUUGCCAUGGUGUUCACCAUUCUAUUCUGCCUAGUGAUUCUCUUUCAAGGAAUGUCAUCCAGAGCUACAUCUACAAACUCACUGGGUUCUCCUAUGUCGUCAGAGGCAGCAGACGAUGGUUUGAUUUCAGUUCAAUACUUUGGGAAUCCAUCUUCAAGCGAGUCUAAUGGACCUGGGUCUGGAUCUCCAAAGUAUGUCACAGUGUGAUACAGCAGGACUAAUCUUCUGUUAUAUCAUACCCUUUAUUUUGCAACUUCAUAGAAUCAGUUGCUGGUUCAGAUCCUCCUAAAAAUCCAAGAAGAGCUGUGAGAUGAGCAUGGCAAAGGAGACAGUCACCAUAGUCAAGUUUGUAUUGGUGAAAGAAAUUUAUCCAGUCUUGCAGUUCUCAUGCAAGCCAUAUGACUUGCACUUUUUGUAUCAAUAGCCCUCCAAAAUCGAAGAUUGUCUGGUAAGUUAUCCCCGGCUUGUAUAGUGCUUGAAAUGGGGUGAGUUAGAUUACUGAAGUUUAUUGUGGAUAAUCGGGACAAAGAAGUUUAGUUCUGCCUUUGAUAGGCUGAGCCAGUUCUGAUAAGCUGCCUCCUUACUGUAUAAGACUCCAGAAUGAAACUACGGGAGAUUUGUUUGCCACCUGAUUUGCUAGAUU